Molecule: messenger RNA, 426 nt
Organism: Ostertagia ostertagi
Lineage: Eukaryota; Metazoa; Nematoda; Chromadorea; Rhabditida; Trichostrongylidae
Source: the annotation of a GenBank genome assembly
AUGAAAAGCCCCGAUGCUGAAAUGUGGGCUACCAUUGUAAAAAUAGCGAGGACGGAUGCGGCUAUGCUAGAAACUGCAACUUGUGUCGAUCAAAUCGAAUCGUUGCUGGAAGUUCGUUGUGGCGGAUCGCUGAUCGCCCAUGUUCCAACAGAAGUCUCGUUGGUGGGUCGCUCCAUUGUUACGGAGCAGCCGCUUAGCGUCGAUUUAUCUCUGUACAUCCGUAUACCUACUAUCCCUACCGAAGGUGAAAAUAUGGCUUCUGCAAAUGGAACUGCUAAUCACAAUAAAGAGAAGAAAAUGCUGCUGGAUCAGAAUAAUUAUCUCGAAGAGAGGAAUAGACAACUUCAGUGUAACGUGGAUAAUUUGAAGAGGAAGCUAAGUGCAUUGGAAAAUGGCCACGAUAAGAACGCGGUUGUUAUGGAUCGA